AUGUCAACCGGGGAAAUAUAUAUACCUCAGUUUGUGGAUAUCGAGGCUCUGAAGGAUGGAGAUCCGGAUGAAGAUCUGGAGGAUGUUGAUGAAUGCGAAUACGAAGAUUUCUUGGAUGACUCUGAGCCCGCAGCAUGGCAAGCUUCGACAUCCUCACCAGAAAAUUCUGCAGAUAUCAAUGGCAGUGAAGAGAUCGAGCAAUAUGUGCACAAUAUCACUGAUCCGAAAUGCUGCAAGAAAUUUCAGCAAGCAUUUCCCUCUGGCACAUAUGAUGCAAGAGCGUGGCACUCAAGACCAUCUAGUGACCUUUCUCCUCCGAAGACGACAUGGGGACCAGUUCUCAAACAGAUACCCUUGGAUGAGCGAGCCACAACUCUUGGAAUGCUGCAAAGAAGGCCAGCUGAGGAGGGUGACUGGGUCAUUGUGAGGCAAGGUCCAUAUCAUGGAGAUAUGGGGAAUCGUUCACAUACCAAGCAUGGACUGUGGUGUUGGGGAAAGACUUUUUACCGUUUUGGCACUAGUAUGGACAUUCACGCCAUCACUAAACCUCGCCAGAACAAGAAGAAUGAGAUUGAGCAUGGACUGCUGAUACUCAAAUGUCGCCAUGAAGCCAUCGUACCAGCCACAACUGCCAUGUUGUCAAUCCUUAACCUCUUCCAUCAAAGCGCUCAUCCCACUGUACUCGCCACAGAACAUAGGGCACUGUGUCCGCAUGAAUGGUGGUUUGAAAAGGAUGAGCAAGUGGAAGGAAGGGUCAUUGUGAUGAGCAUGCAUGGUGUUGAGAUUUUAUUGAAUGAUGGUGCCAGAGUGCACCUGUAUCCUUUCUAUGAUGUGCUCAAGGUCUUCAGUAUUGGAGAUUACGUGCAUGGUGUUGACAGAGGAUGGGAUGGUUUUGUUCAAGCCAUGUCAGAUUUCUGCCUAUCCAUGCUCAUGAAACAUGAGGAUGGUAACUUCGAGGAAUUCAGCUGUGGUAAAAAUACUAUGCAGAAAAUCAAUCCUCCAUGGAAAGACGGCAAUCUCAUCGACACCAGCAAUUGGAUAGAUGACACUAAGGAAUAUACCAUCAACCCUCGUAAUCUGGUAGAGGAAACGAUAAUGGGAGCAGAUUAUGAGUGGUCAUCAUUCUGGAGAGCUACGACCCUAGUAUCACAAACAGAGAACACACGCUGCUCAAAGCCUCUCAGGGUGCUUUUUUGCCUUGUCGUUCCUUCAUUGAGUCUGGAUGUGAGGAAAUUAUUGCCAGGGACACAUCCUCCAGGGUUGGUGUUCUUUUCUGAGAAUAUCUACAGCUUGGACAAUCAGGGUCUUUGGGUUACUGAUCUUUGCCUUCUGGGCCUGGAGCUUCGUGUACAGGUUUCAGGCAAACCAAUGACAAUGAUAACGCAAUUGAAUGCAGACAACACCACUGUGGAUGUUUAUUUGAAAAAGGGAAAGAGGAAAAAGGUCCUCGUUUCCCUCCUGGUGGUACAGGCGAUGAAGCCCUCUACCCUGCAUAAUUAUGAGCAUUGGGUUGUUAUCAAAGGCAAAAAUACUGGAAAACAUGUUUGCUCAAUAUGCUAUGAGAAGAGCAUGACUCCAAAAUUACCUAUCUGGUGGACUGUCACUGUUGUCCUUCCCUCUGCUUUUGGAGCAGAUACAUUAACAGGAGAAGAAUUGCAUGUUGAAUCAACGUGUCUAUGUCUUGAAGACAAGAGUGCGGACUCCAAGCACCGCAAUAUGCAGCUUAGCUGA
Desarmillaria tabescens is the source of this 1731-nucleotide messenger RNA. RefSeq lists its product as uncharacterized. Bases 1 to 1731 code for a protein of 576 amino acids. Lineage: Eukaryota; Fungi; Basidiomycota; Agaricomycetes; Agaricales; Physalacriaceae. The record is from RefSeq and is a predicted model, not a curated record. The transcript has 13 exons.